This is a messenger RNA of Adelges cooleyi (spruce gall adelgid), 508 nucleotides long. RefSeq lists its product as uncharacterized. The record is from RefSeq and is a predicted model, not a curated record. Lineage: Eukaryota; Metazoa; Arthropoda; Insecta; Hemiptera; Adelgidae. The coding region runs from base 18 to 497 and encodes 159 amino acids. The transcript has 3 exons.
CUUUCGUUUAUAGUUCUAUGAAUACAAUGUUCUUCAAGCUUACUAUUUGGUUACUAUAUUUUAUCAUAGCUGCUAAUACUGUACUGAGACAUUCUGAAAAUGAAGCUUCUACUAGUUAUACUGAACCAGACAACAUUUUUGAAGAUAAGCACGUCAUCAAAACGGAAGCCAUGCAACUGAUUCUCAAAGAUUCGUACGAUGAUUGUAGAAGAUGGUUGGGCAAAUCUCUAUUUAGUACUAUAACAAUUACCGAUUUCUUGUUGUACAUGGGGAAAAACCAAUCCGACAAGAAAACCGUUACAAAAUACUGCCAGGACAAUAAAGAGGCUUUGGCAAAACAAAAUGUUAUAGAUUUAAAUCUAUAUGGUAAACUUUUUCAACACAUAUGCAGCAAACGUGGCGUUUCUAUAAAAAACUGGACAACACAUAUGAAAAUUAAAGCGGCAACAAGGACACUAGAAGAUAUUAAAUUGUUAGAUUGGGGCGAUCACGAUUAACUGGUCUAAAA